Menidia menidia (Atlantic silverside) is the source of this 3021-nucleotide messenger RNA. NCBI's taxonomy places the organism in Eukaryota, Metazoa, Chordata, Actinopteri, Atheriniformes, Atherinopsidae. The record is from the annotation of a GenBank genome assembly.
UGGAAGACUGCUGUUCAUGCGUCUACAAAUGUGCAGCCUGUCUUUGACUACACGAGGUUCACAAAGACCCAGCACUCAGCUGCUGGAUAGCUUGCUGUCAAACAAUGUCACACGGUGGAAUGGAGCAAAGGUCAACACUUCUCUUACAUGUCUCCCUGAGCAUGUAGCAUUUUAACUACCGUUUUCAUCAUCCCUCAGUACAAUGGGCCAUUUUCUCUCUUUCUGUCCUCACUGACUCAGGAGAAAGAGAAGAGUGGAAAGCAAGGCACAGAGUGAGUGAGGCUUUUUGUAGAAAGUCUAAAGUUUUUCCAAAUUCAAACAAAUUGCCACAUGGUGGUCUGACGCAGCAGAGGAGUUGCACUGUGCUUCACAGAGAAACCACGCCAGCUGCCACAAUGGCAGCAGAUGACACAGCAGGAAGUGGAGACAGAUCAGAUGUGGAGAAAGAGAUGGAGCUGAAAGGACCUCUAUAUGAGGACACUGAGAAACAUGAUCAAGAUGUGGAGAUGGCUGCCUCUGAUCCGGAUACGCAGUCUCCCUCUGAGGAUCCCCCAGAGGACACCGAGGCCAACAAGUGGAAAUGGUCUGUGAUAUUCCUGUGUUUGUACGGCUUUAUGACGUCAAUCAGACCCGGGGAGUCAUUCAUUACGCCGUAUCUUCUGAGCUCGGAGAAGAACUUCACUGUGGCACAGGUGACCAAUGAGAUCAUUCCAGUGCUGACAUACUCAGACAUGGCGGUGCUGGUGCCGGUCUUCCUGCUAACAGACUUCCUGCGUUACAAGCCGGUCCUGAUCAUCCAGGGCACCUGUCACGUGAUCAUCUGGGUCAUUUUGCUCUUAGGCAGCUCACUUCUUCAGAUGCAGUUCAUGGAGUUCUUCUACGGCAUCACCAUGGCCUGCCGCGUGGCCUACUCCUCCUACAUCUUCUCCCUGGUCACCCCGGCACUCUAUCAGCGUGUGGCAGGCUACUCGCGCUCCUCAGUCCUCUUAGGGGUGUUCACCAGCUCCAUUCUGGGCCAGCUUUGCAUCUCUUUUGGCAACAUCACCUUCUAUACCCUCAACGCCAUCUCUCUGGGUUUCGUCAGCUUUGGCCUGCUGCUUGCGCUGUGCCUGCCUUGGCCUAAACGCUCCUUGUUUUUCAAUCGGAUGAAGAAUCUGGAGCAAAAGAAAAUGGCUGCGGCCGGCGGCAAAGCGGAACUGGACAAAAUUAUUCCCAAAGAGGUAGUGCCGUCCUCGGCAUCAUGCUGGAAGGAUUCUGUCUUUGUGCAGAUGCUGCUGGAGGUUAAAAAUGUUGUAAAGAGGCCAAACCUGAGGCUCUGGUCCUUGUGGUGGGUGUUCAACUCCACAGGAUAUUACCUGGUGCUGUUCUAUGUUCACGUCCUGUGGAACAAAGUCUACCCCCCCACAGAGAACAACAGAGUUUAUAACGGGGGAGUGGAGGCUGCUUCGACAUUACUAACAGGCUUUGUCAAAAUUCGAUGGAACGUAUGGUCAGAACUGGUCAUUGGUGUCAUAACGGCGGUGCAGGCGGGGCUCCUGCUCAUCAUGGGGACCACGGAUAGCAUUUGGGUGUGCUACAUUUCCUACGUUCUUUUCAGGGGCUUCUACCAGUUUCUGGUGCCUGUCGCCACUUUCCAGAUCGCUUCAUCGCUCACUAAGGAGCUGUGUGCCCUCGUGUUUGGUGUCAACACCUUCUUUGGGACAAUUCUAAAGACUACAAUCAGCCUGAUAAUCUCAGACAAAAGGGGCCUUGCAUUGGAUGUUCAAUCUCAGUUCAUGGUGUACUUCUCUUACUUCACCCUCCUGACUGUUAUCUACUUGAUCUGUGCUGCCGUGGUCAUCGGCCGCCACUGCAGAAACCAGGCCAGGGAAGGAAGGGCGGCCGGCAGCCAGGACACAGAGCUCAGCCCCGUGGCCGUAAACCAGGAGGCAGAACCUUUGUCCAAUGGCAAAAGUGCCAAAGCUUAAUGACAAGGGAUGUGCUGUCAACUUCCUUGGACAAGUAAGACCUGGGUAUUUGCCAGCAAGCUCUAUAUCCUCAGUGGGAUCAAUCAUUUUUCACCAUGUGUUUAUGUUGAAAUGCUCACAGGAAUCUCUGUGCCUCAAUCACAGAAGUGCCUAAUUUGCCCAUGUCUGACAGCCACAGAGGGCUUUGUUCUUUUGUUUUUGUGAUGAACAAGUGAGGAAAAAAAGCAGAUUCAACUAUUUUAUUCAACACAAGGCACUAAACAGCAAUGUUCUUUUUAGAGCUAGGAGAAAGAAAACAGGUAAAGCACAGUAAGGACAUUUGUAAUGUCCCUUUCUGCAGUUCAGAAAGGAAAAUGCCUUUUUUUUAACACUCCUGCUGUACUCAUUGUUACAAUUAUUGUCAAAAUCGUUUAAGAAAAGAAAAAAAGACCAGACCUCAAUAGCAGGAUCGCCCGGUUAUUAAUGCAGAUAAUCACAUCUUUAAAUCUCUGUUUAAAAUCAGAUUAUGAAUGAUGAAUAUAAACUGCAGUUUUGAAUGCAGUGCACUUGAUAAUUUAGCAAAUUUGUAUCUUUGCUGUAAUUUCUUAUUUUUAUUCUCUAUAAUUCAGAUGCACAACAAAGACAAUUUGAUAAUUUUGUAAUAUUUACAUUGGAACAAGCUUUUGAUUGUAAUGCAGGAUGACUCAUUUCCACAUUUUUACACUUUUUCUACCAAGUGUUCAAUCUUAGUACCUCAAUGACUGUUCAGUUGGAAAAUAGUUGGCUCCCCUCUCAUUUACAUUCUCAGGCUUGGUCCUGCAGAGCACAUAGGAAUGCAGGGUUACUUUAUGCAACAGCAGGAGCUACAGAAAAGGAGGUCAGUUGCCGGAGUAGAUCAGGCUGAUCAAGUAAACUCACUUCUGGAUAGGAUUUGUACUUAUUUUCAUAAUGUAGAUACAGAGCUUUGUUUUAUUAUUAAUUGAUAUAAUUCCUGAAAAAAUACUGUAAGCCUGUCUCAAUGCUGUAUGAAAAGCUGUUAAUUUUUUUUAUUCACAAUUAAAUUACAUUUGGUGGA